This is a messenger RNA of Zophobas morio, 1730 nucleotides long. RefSeq names its product greatwall (gene gwl). Gene Ontology annotation, biological process: peptidyl-serine phosphorylation; intracellular signal transduction. The coding region runs from base 107 to 1663 and encodes 518 amino acids. The record is from RefSeq and is a predicted model, not a curated record. The transcript is spliced from 2 exons. Gene Ontology annotation, molecular function: ATP binding; protein serine/threonine kinase activity. Lineage: Eukaryota; Metazoa; Arthropoda; Insecta; Coleoptera; Tenebrionidae.
AUUCUGUCAUCUGUCAACCGGACGCCGCCAUUCAUAUUUAAAUAUCCCUCAAAAACGGUUUCCGCGAUUUUUCCCACGUAAUUCGGCAAAAAUGCGGUGAAGUGCGAUGACAAGCAGCGAAAAUGGGGCGAAGGCCCCCGUCAUUCACGACUUCUGCAUUAUCAAGCCCAUCAGCCGGGGGGCCUUCGGCAAGGUGUUCCUGGGUUGCAAGAAGACCAACACGGACGUGAUGUACGCGAUCAAGGUGAUGAAGAAGACGGAGAUGGUGAACAAGAACAUGGUGUCGCAGGUGGUGAACGAGCGGAAUGCGUUGGCUUUGACGAAGAGCCCGUUUUGUGUGCAGUUGUUCUACACGUUGCAGACGACGUCGUCGGUUUACCUGGUGAUGGACUAUAUGGUUGGGGGCGACUUGAAGAGCUUGUUGAGUGUGUAUGGGUUCUUCGACGAGGGGAUGGCGGCGUUUUAUGUGGCGGAGGUGUGUCUGGCGUUGCAGUAUCUCCACAGUCACAGCAUCAUUCAUCGGGAUAUCAAGCCGGAUAACAUGCUGCUGUCGAAGGAGGGGCACGUGAAGCUGACGGAUUUUGGGUUGUCGUGCGUGCAGAUACACAGGGAUUUGGAGAUUUCGGACUUCGAGAACGCGACGCCGAAUUUGUGCACGAGGACGCCAGGGCAGCUGCUGAGUUUGACGUCGCAUUUGAGCUUCGGCUCUGGGAACUCAAGGUUCUGCAGCAAACACGACACCUCCGCCACCAACUUCGAAAAGAAACUCGACAGCGGCUCGGUCCUCUCCGGCGUGGCCUACCUCUCCGCCGAGGAGGCGUCCCUCCAGGUCACCGACACCAGCUCCUACCACACGUGCACCAGCACCCAGACCGCCGACUCGCACACCUCCCCCGUGAGCCGAAGAUGCUCCAAGUUCCGCGCCGGCGACCGCAAGCGCAAGCAGCGCUCCCCCUCCACGGACAACCCCCCCAAGUCCUUCCUCAAGACCGGGCUCACCGGCGAAAUGGAGAUCCUCCGCGUCGACUCGACCAGUCCCCCCAAGGGGGUGACCUUCUCCACCCCCGUGUCCAGCCAGAAGCCCAACAAAGCCCCGAAGACCACCCGCUUCGAGCUGCCCGCCGGCAACAAAACCGAGGAGAACGUCGUCAGCCCCAUCACCCCCAAGACGCCGCGGACGCCGUACAGGACGCCGAAGUCGGUGCGGCGCGGCCAGUGGAGCUCCGACCAGAGGAUCCUAGGGACGCCGGACUACUUGGCGCCGGAGCUGCUGCUGAGGAAGGGGCACGACUGCGCGGUGGACUGGUGGGCGCUGGGGGUGUGCUUCUACGAGUUCGUCACGGGGAUUCCGCCCUUCAACGACGAGACGCCGCAGCUGGUGUUCAGGAAUAUCCUGGAGAGGAAUAUCGAGUGGCCGACGGACGAUGAGGCGCUGUCGGAGGAGACGGUGGGGGCGAUCGAGAGCUUGCUGACGUCGGAGCCCGAGAAGAGGCCGAGGGCGCCCGAGGUGAUGAAGAUGGCGGUUUUUAGCAAUACGGAUUGGGAGAAUUUGUUGCAGGCGCAGCCGCCGUUCGUGCCUGACCCUUACGAUUUGACUGACACAGGUUAUUUCCAAGCGAGGAACGAAUUGCUCAAUUUUAAUAUUUCGAAUUUCGAGCUGUAGAUUUGUAAGUGGGGUUGUUGUAAUUAUUUUUCUACGUUUAUGUAUGUAGUACAGUUUAUGCAGACCA